CCCCUCUCUCCCACGAAGAAAAACUAAAGCCGCCCCCUUUCUUUCUCUCUCUCUCUCUCGCCCUACAAAUAUGAACAACCCUUCAUCCCUCUCCUCUCAUUCUUAUUCCUUCCAUUUUUUUUCCAACCUUGUUUUGAUUUCAUUACAACAACAACUACUCUGACCCCCAACACACACACACACACCCCAACACAAUAAAGCUAACUUCUUUUUAAGGUUUGGUUGGUUGUUCAACACGCCUACAAGCUGCUUGUUGUUUUGUUUCUGUUGCUAAGGGUUUAAUUCAGGAUUUUGCAGUCUUAUAACUCUAUGGGAGAAGCACCAGCAUUCCUUGUUGAUGACCUUCAGAAUGAGCCUCUUAAUGGCUUUGAAUUGAAAAAUGGAACUUGCAAAACUACAACUACAAUUGGAAAUAAAAUGUAUGUCAUUGGUGGCGCUGAUGAUGGAACUUUGUCCAUUGAAGUUCAAAUUUUUGACCGUAGUCUUGGAGAAUGGAUUCAUCCCACUGUGCAUGGCAUCAAACCUCUGUCGAGCAAAGGCCACUCCGCGGUGUUUUUGAACGACCGAAUACUAAUUCUUAAGAAGGGUGCCAAGUCAGAUGAUCAAAUAUGGUUUUUGGAGGUGGACACUCAAUAUGUUAGGCAGCAGCAAAAACAACUGGGGACUGAGGUUGUUGCUUGGAGUAAGGGAGUGAUAGGUAAUGCCGAGAAGCCGGUUGUUAUCAGUGGACCUUCUGGGGUAGGCAAAGGAACACUGAUAUCAAUGCUGAUGAAGGAAUUCCCAUCCAUGUUUGGUUUUUCGGUGAGCCACACCACUCGUGCACCAAGGGGCAUGGAGAAAGAUGGAGUCCAUUACCAUUUUACUGAGAAGAGUGUAAUGGAGAAAGAGAUUAAAGAUGGAAAAUUUCUUGAGUUUGCUUCUGUCCAUGGUAAUUUGUAUGGGACCAGUGUUGAGGCUGUUGAAGUAGUAGCAGAUGCUGGGAAAAGAUGUAUUCUUGAUAUUGAUGUUCAAGGCGCCAGAUCCGUGAGGUCUAGUUCUCUUGAAGCCGUAUUCAUAUUUGUUUGUCCCCCAUCAAUGGAAGAGCUGGAGAAGCGCCUUCGUGACAGAGGGACAGAGACAGAAGAACAAAUCUUGAAGCGACUCCGAAACGCUGCAGCUGAGAUCGAGCAAGGGAAAUCAUCAAACAUAUUUGAUUUCAUCUUAUACAAUGAUAACCUUGAGGAGUGUUACGAGAAACUCAAGAAAUUAUUGGGACUUGGUGGUUAUGUUGCUGCUCCACCUAAAUCAGCAGCACUUAGAGAGUUCAAUCUACCAUUAGAUCAUUCGGUGUCAAAAAUCGAUGACAAGAUUAUCAUAAACUGCAUCUCUUCUGGACUGGAGAAGGAAUCAAAGAAUUUAAUCAUGUUGGAUGUCUCCGCGCUCAAAGGAGGCGCACCCGGACGGACAAGAGGAUUGGAUUUUCAGGCUAUCGGCUCGUUUUCGGAUGGUUUGAUUGGGAUGGAAAGGCUUAGCUAACAUUCAAUGAAACUUGGCCAAACUAACUUGGUUUUCUCCAUUCAUAUAUAACUUGAGGAAGAUUGAACAUGUGAUUAGGCAUUAGAUUCAUGUCUCAAACAAAAAUAUUUCUUUUAUUUUUGUCGUCCUUUGAUUGUUCUGGCUAUUGCAUUGAUUUGAGAAGUGUUGGCAAUCCCACAAUGAUUAUUUCCUCCACAGCCAAAUGAGAUGGCUUGUGAUUUUUGCCUCUCCAAAUGGACAAUAUAUGAAAUUUGAUUCAUUUCAUGAGUUAGCAAGACAAAUUAUGAACAAUGAAUGAAAUCUUUUGUUUGCUUUA
Arachis stenosperma is the source of this 1831-nucleotide messenger RNA. RefSeq names its product guanylate kinase 2. Bases 310 to 1515 code for a protein of 401 amino acids. The record is from RefSeq and is a predicted model, not a curated record. NCBI's taxonomy places the organism in Eukaryota, Viridiplantae, Streptophyta, Magnoliopsida, Fabales, Fabaceae. The transcript has 11 exons. Gene Ontology annotation, cellular component: cytosol. Gene Ontology annotation, biological process: purine nucleotide metabolic process. Gene Ontology annotation, molecular function: protein binding; GMP kinase activity.